AGUGGGCAUGGCGGAAGUGUACCCCAUGUGGAUUAUAGUUCGUAAGGAAGCGAUGCGGAUGUACUAAGAAGUAUCGAGAUGCUGUCCCGUCCUAAACCUGGAGAGUCCGAGGAGGAUCUCUUGAACUUCCAGAGCCAGUUUCUAGCUGCAGGCGCUUCUGCAGCAGCCAAGGUUGUCAGAAAAGCUGAUAAGAGGAAGGGAACCACAGAGCAUACGGUCACCCCAGGCCAAGAGGCAGACCAAGGAAGAGAUGUUGUAACACUACCGGAAUUCCCUGAUUUGCCUCCUAUUUUGACCCCGGGACCAACCAAGAAAUCUAAGUUUGCAGGCCAGAGAGUCCAUUUUGCAGAUGAAGACCCAGAGGACUUAUUGGACCAGCAUGAUGAUCACAUCACGGCAGUUUUCACAAAAAUCAUUGAACGAGACACCAGUAGUGCCGUUAUCACGGCUCCAAUGCCUACUGGAGAGGCCUUUCCUCAGGUUUUUCACCGAUCUGUGAUCCCCAGUGAGGAUAUGCAGAGUCCUGGGAAAAUAAGUAUAUUUGCACAGAAAAUGGCUGCGAAGAAGGCAGCAGAAGCAGCAAAACCAACUUCUGUCCCCACAACAGAUCCCCAAAGAUUUCCUUUAUCCAGUGUUAGAAAUCCCCAGCUGGAUGAUGAAGUCAGCCCAUCCAAACCCACUGGCGAAUUGAACAUAGACAAGCCCCGCCUCAUCACAGGUGAGGGUCUCCAAAGUUCUUCUGGACAUGAAGAAGCCCAGAGGAUACAUCAAGAAAAUUUAGAAAAGCUGAAGGCCUUGUCUCAGCAGGAUGUAAUACAGGAACAAGGGAGGCUGCUUUCACAGCUUGACCCCAAGUUGAUUGCUUUUUUGAAGUCCAAGAAGGAAGGUAAAGCCACGCAGGACAGAAAAUCCCUUCAUGGUGUACAUGUGAAGCCCCGCGCUGUCCAGCCAGAGAGACCACAACCUUCAUCUGCUGCAUCUGGCCUGGCUCCAAGAACGGAUGCAGAAAAACAAAGCCCGGUGUCAGUGGAUGAUCUCCCAGUCAAGCCUCAGAAGCAAUGGGUUAAUAUGGGUGUUGUGGAGUUUGAGAAGCUGGAGUGGAUGAAGGAUCUUCCCCAACUGAGGCAGAAGAAAACAGAAAAGGGAAUGCAAGCAAGGUUCAGUUUAAAGGGAGAACUGAUCCCUCCAAACUCUGAAAUUCCCACUCACAUGGGCCUACACCACCAUGGAGAAGAAGCCGAGAGAGCCGGCUACUCCCUGCAGGAGCUCUUUCAUCUCACCCGCAGUCAGUUCAUCCAGCAAAGGACGCUGUCUCUGCAGGUCUUGGGACGCAUUGUUCACAAAGCUAAACAGGGAGAUUUCGCCUCCACCCUGGAGGGGAGCGUUCUGCGAUUACUGCUGGACGCCGGCUUCCUGUUCUUGCUGCGUUUUUCCAUCGACGAUGCUACAGAGAACGUCAUUGCCGCCUCGGUUCGCACUUUACAUUUUCUUUUGGUGUCCCCGGAAGAUGAGGAAUACCUAGACAUGACCUUUUCAUGGUAUCAAGGAACUAAAACCUUCCCUUUCCUACCAAAUCAAGAAGAAGAGGAUGACUAUGAUGACGAUGAAGAUGAAGUAGCGGAAGGUAAAAGAACUGGAAAAGAACACCUCAAACAGUCUAAAGAAGAAAAGAAGUCGGAUGCUGACAUUGCCCGUUAUGAUGCUAUAAAGGGUCUUCUGAAGACAAAGCUGCUUCACCGCCUCAGGUACAUAUUGGAAGUUGUGCGUCCAGAUCCUUCUGUAGUUCUGGAUAUUUUGGCUAUUCUUACCCGUGUGGCCAGACACUCUGCCGCAGCUUGCAGUCAGCUUCUGGAUUGUCCACGGCUGAUAGAGACCAUAGUAAAAGAGUUUCUGCCUAUACAAUGGAGUGCGCAAAUGGAAACAGGUGACCCUCAACCUCCUAGCCUGCAUGACGUUCCUUGUUCUGCUGCCAUGAAGUUCCUGAGGGUGGUGGCGUCUUCUGGCCGUCAUGCCGCAGCAAGACUUCUAAACACAUUUGACUUGAAGAGCCGCCUUUGCCGAUUUGUGGCCCAGGAACCCCAAGACCUUCCUCUGCCGAGAGAGGAAGCUGAGAGGCUGAACACGGAGACCUUUCGGCUGUGGGCUGUGGCUGCAGGCUACGGUCAGGCCUGUGACCUGUACAGGGAGCUGUAUCCGGUCCUUGUGAGGAUCCUACAGGCCCUGCCCCACCUUAUCGCCUCCUCGAGGACAAAGGACUCCUUACCCCGGCUCUCAGUUCAGCGGGCCGCGGCUGUUGUUGUCUUGCUCACCCAUGUGACUCAAACAGCAGGUUGUACGGCGGAACUGGAAGCCCAGCUUCACAGUGCUCCAGAAGACUCGGGCCAACAAAUCCCUCCUCCACCUGUAUCAUGGGCUCAUGUGACCGGACUCCUACCUUUGGUGGAAGAAAGCCUAAGGAGGGUUCUACAAGAGAUUUCCAACCCAAGUUCCUGGGAUGCUCUGCAACCUCUCACUACGGCAUCCAUCAACUUUGUAGCAUCCUUCUACCAGGCUGCCAGUCGGCAGCCUUCCCUGAAUACUGUUACAUGUAAUGAAGAAAUAGAAAGAUUGGCUGCUGAUAUUUUUCUUCCAUUCCUGCAUCAUCCAACGACACAGUCAAUGUGGGACCUUCUCAGAUCUUGCUCUGUGGUCUGUAACCCUCUUUCCUGUUCACCUCUGCCUGAGUCUGUCCCCAGCAUUGUGACAUUGAGUUGCACAGGUGAUAAACCCCCUUUAAGCCUUGCUGGGAAGAAAUCCCCGUUCUCCAUCUUGACCUCUGUCUUGAACCUUAUCUGCAGAAUCACCAAAAUCCAUAAAGGGCUGGUUAACAAGUUCUGCUUUGUUCUGGAUCACAAAGGGCUGCAGGAUUAUCUGCAAACUAUUUCUAAUGCUCCAACUCCACACGUGACUCCUGCUUCCAGUUGGCUUCUUCGUCAUGAAUAUCACCUACAAUAUUUUGUGUUAUCUUUGCUGUAUAAAGUGAAUGCAGUAUGUCCUGGUCUUUCCCAGCAUGCCUCACUCUGUCACUCCGUCUCUCUGGCCCUGCUGGGCAGUCUAUUACCGGGCAGCGAAAAUUUGGCUCAUAAACUCCUUUCUGUGUUUGCUUUCAACUCUGCCUUUAUUCCAGAAGGGAAGGAAGGAGGGCCAGAAGCAGCUGACUUAUCUGACAUCUUACAUAUCACCGCUGAAACAAAACCAACAGCCCCUGUGUCUGCCGCUGUGAUUUCUGCUACUCCCAGCCGAGGUGUGCUCCUUGAAGAUGCUUUCAGAUGCCUGCCUUCUAUCAGAGCUUGCUAUCUGGCUCACUUUUCCUAUAUGAAUCAAGCCCUCUGUAACUCUCAGUUUAUCUAUCAAGAGAGGACGUGUUUUAUCCAAUCUGCUAUGCUAGCUGAAGCCAGGGGUCCCAUAUUACCUUCUGACUGGCCAUUCCUCCCUUUAAUCAACCUCUACAACAAAGUGACUAAUGCAGAGACAAAGGGGAACAUAGUGAAUACCCUUCCACCGGAUCUGGUGAAUACAGUCACCAGAAAUUUGCAGUGGAUACUUCUUUUAGAGACGUGGAGACCUGGAAUAUUGCAGAACAUCCCUACGGCUGCUAAGUUGGUCCGUCUUGCCUGCGUCUUCCUUACAGGAGGUGACCUCUUCUUAGAGGCCCCUGUCCAUUCAUACACCGCGGCCUUACUGGUUCAUUACUGUCAACCAAAGGGUCUGGAAUCGCUAGUACUUGACGUUCCUCUGCCUGGUCUGGCUUCAUUUUAUGAUUUCUACAUGGACCUGUUGGACCAGUUCGAGGGGGUUUCAUUUGGUGACUCCUUGUUUGGAACAUUUGUGCUUCUUCCUCUGCUGAGACGCUUUGAUGUAAAAAUGAAGCAGGCUGUUUUCGGGGAGCGUGUAAGCAGUUUGCGGUCUCUCUCUGUGUCCUUAAAAGAGUUUCCAAUUCCUCUGGCCCUGUACACUUCUCCUCCUGAAGAUAACUUGGAUCUUUUGCGACUCUACUUCAGGACCUUGGUGACAGGAGCUUUGUGCCAAGGCCGGUGCCCCAUUCUCUAUGCAGUUGCCAUCGCUCACGUCAAUAGCUUCAUCUUUUCGCAAGACCACGUGACUCAGGAUGUAGACGCUGCACGUAAAAGCAUGCUCAGAAAGGCUUAUUUGCUUGUUGAUGAGGAACUGAAGAAGCAUCUCCUGUACUAUAAACAGACAUCUAGUGACAGCGAGGUUGGCUUUGAACUGUAUGACCAGCUACCACCUAUUAGACUGAAAUACCUGAAGAUGGUGAUAGAGCCGCAGCAGAAACCAAAAUAAGCAAUUUAAUACUGGACCACCAGUAUUUAAUACUGGAGCACUUUGACACUUAAACAUAGCCUUUGCAGAUCAUGUUGAACAAGUAACAGUAUACCUUUCAAAGUCAAUUACCUUAAACUCCAGUGUGUAACAAUCCUAAAGAUCCUUACAAAUAUUCCUUUGUGGCUCAUACUGAACUUCAGUAAUUCAGAAUAGCUCAUUUUCAUAUGGAACUGAUUGUGACUGUCAUUUUAAAUACUUUCUGAUAAUCUUUACACUUAUGUCCAAUUUGAGAAACAUAAUAUUGUUAUCUCUCCAAACAGUGCAAAGGCAGUAGAUUCCUUAUGUUUGGCCUGUUCUUAGAUGUUCAGGCCCAGAGUUGCCUCUGUGUUAUAGUGUUAUAUCCAUCAAGAAUAGUUUCCAAGCCUGUUAUAUGUCAAACAUCACCAUAACAUGCAUAUUUUUCUGUAUAUGUCUUAAAACUUUACAUACCCACAUGUUGAUGGAAACAAACUUCCUAUAAAAAUGUAUUUUCUGCCUAGUAAUUUUCUUUGUUAAUGUAAAAAUAAUUGAAAUUAAAAUCUAAUAAAACAAAGGUUUACUUUGCAA
This is a messenger RNA of Spea bombifrons (plains spadefoot toad), 4929 nucleotides long. It is a transcript of the gene RPAP1, whose product is annotated as RNA polymerase II associated protein 1. The transcript has 25 exons. Gene Ontology annotation, cellular component: nucleus. Gene Ontology annotation, biological process: transcription by RNA polymerase II. The coding region runs from base 79 to 4341 and encodes 1420 amino acids. Lineage: Eukaryota; Metazoa; Chordata; Amphibia; Anura; Pelobatidae. The record is from RefSeq and is a predicted model, not a curated record.